Molecule: messenger RNA, 1909 nt
Organism: Triticum aestivum (bread wheat)
Lineage: Eukaryota; Viridiplantae; Streptophyta; Magnoliopsida; Poales; Poaceae
Exons: 2
Coding region: 529-1452 (307 amino acids)
Source: RefSeq, a predicted model, not a curated record
UCCAAAAAGCCCAGCGAGCUCCUCUGCGCAUCCCUAUCCCCGCUAGAGGGGACCUACCAUAUUUGAUCUGAACUCUGAAGGCGGCUGCAUCCAUGGAGAGCAUGCCGGAGGAGCGGCGGCCGAAGCUUUCUGACGCCGGAGGCGGCGAGGACCGUCUCAGUGCAUUGCACGACGACGCCCUCAUCCAGAUCCUCCUCAAGCUCCGUUGCCUCGCUACAGCCGCCUGGACCAGCGUCCUCUGCCGCCGUUGGCGCCACCUUUGGGCCCUCCUCCCGAAGCUGCACUUCUACAACGCGACAGACCCCCGCCGCAUACGCUCCGCCCUCGCCGCCCACGAGGCCCCGACGCUCCAGGAGCUCGUCGUCGUCCAGCAGGACGCCUCUUUCGGGCCCACAGGGGCGUGGCUCCCCAUCGCCGCGUGCCGCCUCUCCGGCUUACUGUUUUGCCACUAUCUGUCAACAGAGGGUCAGGGCUAGGAGAAGAGCUGCCUUGAAGCUGCCAUGCUUCGAGAGCGCCACCGGGAUCUCUAUGCGGUUAGGGUUCCUCCGCCUUACGCUGCCGCCUUCCGGUGUGUUCGCCCGACUCAGUCUUCUUCACCUCUUUCAGCUCCGGCUGCAUGGUAUGUGUGAGCUCGGUGCCAUUGUCUCCUCGCCGCGGUGCCCAUGCUUGGGUAGACUCGUCGUCGAUGACGUCCGGGGUGUGGGCGGCCUCGCAAUCCACUCGGAAUCUCUUGGACAAAUUGAGCUAUAUAAUCUGCCCGACUUGCAGCAGCUCACCAUCGUGGCGCCAUCACUCCAGCAACUAAAAGUGCAGGAUUGCUUUGCUCCGGUUGCGCGGCAACCAGUUGCCAGCAUCUCAGCCCCACACCUGCUGCAGCUCGCAUGGAUAGAUGAUUAUGAUCAAAACUCCGUCAAGCUUGGCGAGAUGGCACACCUACAACGGCUUGACGUCCAACAAUUUAUCGUAUAUGGAAAGGACUACAUUAUUGCUUCGCACAACCGUAAUUGUGCGCUUCUUUUGCGGCGCUUUGAACGCCUACACAGUCUUGUUAUCACUCUUCAUUGCCCCCCGGACAUAGCUAACAAGAAAUACUUGAUGGAAGAUAUAACAAGGGUUCCUGAUGUUAAAUUAUUGGGAUUGGGCAUAACAGCAUGUGGACAUUCCUUUGGAGCCAGCUUAUUUCAUGUUCUGAGGAUGUGUACUGCAAUAAGAAGGCUGAAUCUUGGUCUUAUCGUCGCACCUGAACACGAGGUAUGCUAUUCUCAAUUUGUUUAUCUGUCUAGGAGUAUUCUCAGUUUGUUGUCAUCUAUCUGCUAUAAUUUUAUGUCCAUCAAACCAGAUCGGUUGGUCUUGUUAAGCCAAUGUGCCCCUUGUUUCAGGCAGAAACUGUGUGCCCAUCAGGUUGUAUAUGUGAUCAGCCGCCAAGCUGGAAAACCAGGGAACUCGUGUUGAAUUGCCUCGAAGAAGUAGAAAUAUUUGACUUGAAAGGAAGUGAGCAUGAAAUCAGUGUUGUGAAUCGUCUAUUCAGUUGGGCACCGGUGCUAAAAAGGAUGACAGUAAAUUUCCAUUACUCGGUCACGGAAAACAAAGCUGAAGAGCUCUGCCAAGUGUUACUAACCUUUUCCAGGCCGGAAAUAUGUAUGAUUUGUAGGAUGCCCAACAUGUCGGAGAAAGUUUUGCAUGCUUAACAAGACACCAAUUUUUCCCCAGUAUCCAUUGAUUGUCAGUUGGGCGAGCAGCUUAUGUGAGACUGGACUAAACUAGUUUAAACUGUAGCGACAAUCUUCAUGUGCGUGUAGCUAGCUGCUAGUUUCCCUCUCCAUGAUUUAUGGUUUGAUACUCAUAUGCUUGGUAUGCAUUUUGUGUGCGGUAACUAACUGUAUGCCUCAUGCCUAUUAAAAUCACAAGA